GGAAGUGACGGGGGAUUGAAUGAAAAGUGCAGAACCGAGUUGAAGCGGGCGGGAGUCGGGGACUGAGGGAACAGCUGGGUUGGGGCGAGAUUGGCCAACCGGCCAUGCCCUGGGGGCUCCCGCUCUGAUACGCCGCGCGGCUUCUCCUGCACUGGCAGCGUUCCCAGGCUCUGUCCAUGUGCCCAGCGCGAACCGCUGGAUAGAGGCAGAUCCCCCUCGGGGGUCCAGCUCUCCCCUCUCUACCCCCAGUUCCAAACUUGGUACCAACUUCAGCCAAAGUUUGGCAACUCCUCCUCCCCCGACUCGGGCGUCUGGGGUGAGGAGGGGGCCCACGGGGCUAACAAGGGGAGCGGCUGACUCUGCUUCUACUGUCCCCGGGGAUGCGCUCCCUCGGGCGCAGAGUCCCGCAUCCUCCCCAGCUGCUGCUCCUGCUGCUGCUGAUCCCUGGGUUGCAGACGCCGGCUGGGGCGUCCUCGGGAGUGUCCGAACUGAAGGUCCGAGUGAGACUGCCAGAUGGCCAGGUGACGGAGGAAAGCCUUCAGGCUGACAGUGAUGCGGACUGCAUCAGCCUGGAGCUGCAUAAAACCGACGGGACCCUCAUCUCCUUCACUGCAGACUUCAAGAGGGAUGUGAAAAUCUUCCGAGCCUUGAUCCUGGGUGAGCUGGAGAAGGGUCAGAGUCAAUUCCAAGCUCUCUGCUUCAUUACAAGGCUACAUCGCAACGAGAUUAUCCCCAGUGAUGCUAUGGCUAAACUUCGGCAGAAAAACCCGCGAACGGUGCGUCAGGCUGAGGAGGUGCGGGGUCUGGAGCAGCUCCACAUGGAUGUGGCAGUCAACUUCAGCAAGGCAGCGUGGCUGAGCCCUCACAUCCACAAUGUGUGUGCGGAAGCCCGAGAGGCCAUCUAUACCCGUGAAGAGGACGUCAAAUUCUGGCUGGACAGAGGUGUCGAUGGCUCCAUGUUUGAAAUGCUGCCUUCACCACCCGCUGACCUCUCCAGCUUGCGGCGAUGUCGGCUGGUAGGCGACCGAUGGAAACCUUGCCUCUGUCACUACGGACUCAACUUAGCCUGGUACCCCUGCCUGCUCAAGUACUGCCACAGUCGGGAGCCUAGCGGCCGCCUCUCCUCCUACAAGUGCGGCAUCCGAAGCUGUCAGAAGAGCUAUAACUUUGACUAUUAUGUGCCCCAGAAACAACUCUGCCUUUGGGAUGAGGAUGCCUAACCCGGGCAGGGGCGCUGAGCUGGGGAGGAGUGAAAUGAGGACCCCUUCUCUCAGGAGCCUAGAAAGGGGUUACAAACCCUCCAUUCCUCACUCAUCCCAUCUGGAGUCUCAGGCCCCUUGCUCUAUGACUGUGAAAAGGGAUGAGGUUAACACGAGACACCCCCCCUUCUCCCCUUCCUACCCCCUGUUGCUUUAUUGGGGGUAGGGGAAGAGCCCAUUCUAGCCCCCUCCCUUUGCGUAUGUCAUUUUCAAGUAAUCAAAAUGUGACCAUUUCUUUUAUUUAACUCUUUCAAGUCUCAAACCUUAAGAACACCCUGUGGGGGUAGGGAGAGAGGAAAGGGAAGUGUAACAAAUCCUUUCUGCUCUAUCCCUCUUCCUCCCCCAUAAACACUUCUUCCUUACUUGGGAGGAACCCAUACAAAUCCCUUCCUCAAGGGGCUUCUGUUUGAUAGUUUCCCCUCCACACUACAGCAAGAGAACUUCUGGGGACACUCCCUUCCAAAGGUAGGACGGUGGGGAUAACAGGUGACAUCAGUGAAUUACUCAGAGGUACCGAAGGAAAUUGGAGUGAGGGCCAGAAAGGAUCACAAGCCAUAAUCCCCACCCCUUAAAAUCCAGGAAUAUGGGUGCAGGGGUCAGGUGGGGUGGGAGAGCUCUCCCCAGUCCUCCCCCUACCCAACCACAGUGCCUUUAUCUUCCAGAUCAGGACCUAGCCAACCAGUGUGAUUGCCAGCAAUAUGUUUUCCAUUUAAUAAGAUUAUUUUUGUAAGAAUGGGGGGAGGAGAAGGGAAGGGGUUGAGUUCCAGAUUUUUAAUGCAAAGUAUUUAUCAUUUGUACCAGAAAUAAAAGAAGUUUUUACUUUAUCAAUGCGAAUGGGUCAUAUACUUUGGGGUGGGGUCUCCCAUUGCUUCAUCACAUAUUAGCCAUAACUUUGAGCCAAUACUGCCACCUGGUGCUCAAAGCAUGCCAUGCAGGCCCUCUGCUGUUGGGCCAGAAAAGUUCAAGACUCAAAUAUUUUUUUUAUUAUUAUUAUUAUUAAAGUCUACUGUGUGCUCCCACUGAGCUAGGAGAUAUAUAGAAGAUACACAGGGAAGUAUAAUCAGAUGUCUGGGCUCUCAGUUUGAAAGAUUAUAACUAAUCAUAGCUACACAUUUAUAUAAGUGCCUCCUAGUUUGAGAUACUGUGCUAAAUAUUUUACAAUUGUUAUUUUAUUUGAUCCUCAAAACAAUCCUAGGAGAUAGAUGUUGUUUGCUGUUUGCUGAGGCAAACAUUAAAUGACUUGCCUAGGGUCACAGAGAGCUAAUAAAUGCCCAAAGUCAACUUGAAUUCAGGUCUUUCUGACUCCAAGUCCCAAGUGCUUUUUUCCACUACCAUCUAACCAAGUGCAUUACAAACAUUCUCUCAUUUGUGAAAGAACACACAACCCUAGGAGAAAGGUGCUGUCGGUAUCCCCAUUUUACUUCUGGAAGAAGCUCAUGAAACAGCAGUGUAUUGCUACAGAACAAUAUUCCAUUUAUUUUAAGCUCUCCUCAUAAGAGUAAUAGAUUGAGUUGGAAGCUAUUUAGACAUCAUUUUGUAGAGCAGCUCCUCAGGUAGACUGAGGUGAGCUCCAAGGUACAGAAAGCCCACAACUUGGUAAGUGGCAGAAUUGGAAUUUCAACCCAGUCUCUACCUCUAAAGGCAAUGCUCCUUCCUAUCAUUCCAUUCCUUAAGUGAUACCUAUUUGUAAAAGGAAAACUUAUAUAUGUCCUAACCCUAAAUAUAAAUUGUGCUAGUGUAAUAAACAUGUGAAACAUG
This is a messenger RNA of Sarcophilus harrisii (Tasmanian devil), 3017 nucleotides long. RefSeq names its product out at first homolog (gene OAF). Bases 381 to 1220 code for a protein of 279 amino acids. The record is from RefSeq and is a predicted model, not a curated record. The transcript is spliced from 4 exons. Lineage: Eukaryota; Metazoa; Chordata; Mammalia; Dasyuromorphia; Dasyuridae.